Messenger RNA from Pelobates cultripes (western spadefoot toad), 330 nucleotides. The record is from the annotation of a GenBank genome assembly. NCBI's taxonomy places the organism in Eukaryota, Metazoa, Chordata, Amphibia, Anura, Pelobatidae.
AUGGGGAAGAUCCACUUUGAGGGCAGCACUGUGGCAAUUUACAGCGACCUACUAUUUGCUGUUCUGCUGGAAAAACGGCUGCUGGCUCCGAUCGCUAGUCAGUUGCGGGGUCACUCCGUGAAGUAUCGCUGGGGCGCUGAUGGCUCACUCAUAGUGACAACUGGAGAUUCCACCCUGAGCCUGACAUCCUCUGGAAAUGCAAAGAUGUUCCUACAAAAGCUUAACUUACCGGAGGAGGGGGUAGAUGCCCAAGCCAGAGGAACUGUGACAUUACGAGCCUCUAUAGGCUUCCAGAGUUUGAGGACUUACCCUGCUUUAGCCCUAAGAUGA